AAUGGCGACUUCCAUGCGCACAUGAUCUCGCUGAACAUGUCAGUCGUGUGAAUAUGUAAUGCUGAUCGUCUGUGUGCUGACGCGCCUGCUGUAUUCAACCGAACAACCUUUAUCACGAUUUAUCUCUAAGAUGAGCACUUUUGUCUCUCAUGCAAAUCCAGUUACAGGCAAAAUGGACUGGAUCAUGCAAGACGAAAAUUAUGAUUACCACCAAGAAAUAGCCAGGUCAGCUUAUGCAGAUAUGCUGCAUGACACAGAGAGGAACCAGAAGUACUAUGAUGCUUUGAAAAUAGCCAUCAAGAUGCUACAUGAUCAAAGGCAAAAAGCCCAUGUCCUUGACAUUGGAACAGGAACUGGUCUUCUGUCCAUGAUGGCCGCCUCAGCUGGGGCUGACUCUGUAACUGCAUGUGAGGCAUUCAAACCCAUGGCAAAGUGUGCUGCAAAGAUUAUGCAGAGAAAUAAAUUGGGGGACAAAAUUAAUCUCAUUCCCAAGAGAUCAACUGAACUGACAGUAGGUCCAGAUGGUGACAUGCACAUGGGUACAAUGAGUGAAGCCCACAGAGCCAAUGUUCUGGUCAAACUCAGUCAAGCCUCAUUGGCGGAAGUGUUUGGAGCCAUAGGAACAUUCAACCAUGCUCACAAGGAACUGCUAGUGGACGACUGUAUUGUCAUCCCCCGAGCCGAUAACAUGUUCGCACAGCCGGUGUCCUCGGACUUGAUACGACGCUGGAACCAAAUUGACACCUCCACCAUUGAAGGCAGCGUUCCAGGUGCAGUGUCGCGGUGUGGUGGAGCGCCGUCCCUGCACGACCUCCAACUGGACCAGAUACCAGAACAGCAGUUCACACCGCUGUCGACGCCAUUGAAGGUGUUUAGGUUUGACUUCAACUGUAAAGGAGGUCUGAAGCCUGACCGGAGGAGUGAAGUCAUAGUGUCUGCAGACAGUGAUGGAGCAGUGGAUGCUGUCUUCAUGUGGUGGGACUGUGAGAUGGACCCCAAAGGGGAGAUAACUCUUAGCUGUGCACCUCGAUGGGCCCAUCCAGAUGGAAGCAAUUUGCCGUGGCGGGAUCACUGGAUGCAGGCUAUCUACUACCCCAGCAAUCCCUUACCUGUGACUAAGAGUGAACCUUUCACACUUGUCAGUUGCCAUGACGAAUACAGUCUCUGGUUUGAUGCCACUAAGCAAGGAGAUACAUCACAGGUAUUGGAGCGGCCAUUGUGUACCUGUGCUUUCCACACGACUCUGAGUCGGACACGUAUCGGGAUGAUGGGUGACCCACACCGAGUUAGUAUCCUCAAGGCUGCUCUGAAGAAGCAUGUAAAGGAGACCAGUGUAUGUCUGUGCAUCAGCGAUGGAAGCCUGCUGUCUGUGAUGGCCGCCUCAAGAGCAAGGAAGGUGUUUGUGAUUGAGACGAACCCCAUGUACAAGAAAAUCACUGAUACUCUCAUCCAGCAUAACAGUCUCAGAGAUCGAGUCACUGUCAUCGACAAACAGCCACAUGAGAUUAACCGGAAUGACCUGGACAACCUGCAGGUGGAUGUAGUUGUAGGCGAACCCUAUUUCUCCUCCUCCGUGUUGCCGUGGCACAAUGUGCACGUGUGGUACGCCAUUUCCGACCUUGAAGCUCACCUUGCUGCUGAUGCUGUCGUUCUGCCAGGGAGGAUGGUGAUAAAAGCUGUCGCUAUGGACUUUGACCACCUGUGGAAGAUUCGGGCUCCUGUCGGUGUCUGUGAGGGCUUCGAUAUUACAGAGUUUGACCGAUUAAUUGAAAGUUCGUCUGAUAUAUCGGACAGUAACGUUGAGCCACAGCCGCUGUGGGAGUAUCCUGGCAAAGCGCUGUCCUCCGCUGUUGAUGUCGUCCAGCUUCACUGCAAGGACUUGAAGGGGAAGAGUGUUGAAGCCAGUGUGGAACUACAAAUAGAAACGAAUGGCUGCCUGAAUGGUAUUGCUCUGUGGACAGAGUACGAAGUUCAGGGACACAGGGACCGUGACCACGGGUCCACGAACAAGUCUCCGAGUCGGGGAGAAUGUGGACUGGGAUUACUACACUAGGCAGGGAGUGCAUCUGCUGAAAACUCCUCGCAUCGUCAGUGCCGGACACACCAUCUCACUCCAGAUCCAGUUUAACCCACAAACAGGGGAAUUUGACUUCUGUUUUAAAACUUGAAUGUGGUUUGACGGUUCAAGUAAGGUCCAAUAUAUGAAGGGAACAAGCUGCUAAAUAUAACUCCAUAUUUUACCCGACUGUUUUGUUAAGUUAUUUUUGUUUAAGUGUUUUAUUAACAGCAGGCUGUGAUGAGCUUCAAAGCUGUAGGAAUUAGGACCAAGAAUGGAGUCUCAAGUCAACGAUCAAGACGAGAAGAGCUGGACAAAAAAGGGCUGCCGACAAUAUCAACAUCAUUUUAGAAUUGAGCAAAACUUUUAAAAAUGUGAAAUAGAACUUGACUUUUCAUUUGUUUUAACAACCACAUGAUUGCAACAACAUCAAAAGCAUAGAGAAGGCUGAAAUAUGUCCAAAAUUAAUUGGUACAAUGUGCGAAGGUACUUUCUGCCACCCCCUUGUGAUAUUAUUGCUGGAAUAUUGCUAAAAGUGGCAUACGACCACACCAACUCAAUCACUGGUCAACACAUAUCAGUUUGAGAUGAAAGUCCAACUGUCAUUCAUAUGAUCAUAUCUGAUCUUUCAUCAUAAUUUCCAGUAACAUAUGUUAAAUUUGGGAUUACACUUUCUUAGUAAAGUACAGAUUCUAGUACUUUUGUCGGGUUGACGCAAGGGUACACUUUGGAUAUAUCCAUCACUAUUCACAGACCCCUAUUUUUAUGUUUUUGUUUUCAUGUAUAAAUAUCUCUUCGAUGGCCAGGCAGCCAAGACUUUCUGGGUCAUCUGCAUAUAUGCCUUAAUUGUCUGUCAUUAUGUCAAGUGGUAAAGUUGUGUAAUUGACUGUCAUCCAAGGUGCCCUGAUUUCCAUGCAGAGUUACAUCCCUUGGUUGUACCAGGAACAUGACCAUGGGUUAGAAUCUCAGGUGAGCUCUGAUUUAGGUUCGUCAUCAUCCAGUAUGAUCAAAUUAGGGGAGGUGGUAAAUCAAGUAUGAAAUAUGUCUGAUGGUUAGGUUUUAUUGUCCUGUCAUUGUAACUUUAUCAAAAUAUAAUGAUGGUAUAAAAAUGAUAUUCCUCCGUGA
Molecule: messenger RNA, 3181 nt
Organism: Haliotis rubra (blacklip abalone)
Lineage: Eukaryota; Metazoa; Mollusca; Gastropoda; Lepetellida; Haliotidae
Product: protein arginine N-methyltransferase 7-like
Exons: 15
Coding region: 59-2053 (664 amino acids)
Biological process (GO): peptidyl-arginine methylation
Molecular function (GO): protein-arginine omega-N monomethyltransferase activity
Source: RefSeq, a predicted model, not a curated record